Molecule: messenger RNA, 3483 nt
Organism: Closterium sp. NIES-65
Lineage: Eukaryota; Viridiplantae; Streptophyta; Zygnematophyceae; Desmidiales; Closteriaceae
Source: the annotation of a GenBank genome assembly
AUGGCGACUGCGACUGCUCGCUCGUUGGUCUGCGCGCAUUUCACCGCCGCGCAACUCUCCCCUGCAGAGGGAGAGUCGUCCUCUCUGAAGGCUUUCGCCAAGUCCGUGAAGCCCAACGGUCUCUCUGCGUUCCCCCUCAGCCGCAAGUCUGUCUCUAACCGUCGCAGGACCUGUGCGAAUGGGAGCAGCAGUCGCAGAAGACAGCCAGUGAUGGCGGCGGCGGGCGACGGUGCGACGAAGAAGUGUCGCAUCACGCUGCUGCCGGGCGACGGAAUCGGCCCUGAGAUCAUGGCAGUGGCUGUGAAGCUGCUCAAGGCUCUCGGCGAACUGGAAGGCAUCACUUUUGAGUUCCAGGAGGCGCUGGUCGGAGGUGCGGCGAUCGACGAAUUCGGCGUGCCUCUGCCCGAAUCAACCCUCGCCACGUGCCGCGACAGCGAUGCCGUUCUGCUCGCUGCCAUUGGAGGGUACAAGUGGGACACCCUGCCCGCAGAUCUCCGCCCUGAGCGCGGGCUGCUGGGUCUGCGCGCGGGGCUCGGCGCUUUCGCUAACCUGCGCCCCGCCACCGUCUUCCCCCAGCUGAUCGAGGCGUCGUCGUUGAAGCGCGAGGUGGUGGAGGGCGUUGACAUCAUGGUGGUGCGCGAACUUACGGGCGGAAUCUACUUCGGAGAGCCCAAGGGCUUCGGACUGGAUGCAGAGGGCAACAGGACAGGCUUCAACACCAUGAUCUACUCCGCCCCUGAGAUUGACCGCAUCGCCCGAGUGGGCUUUGAGGCGGCGCGCAAGCGCAGCGGGCGGCUGUGCUCCGUGGAGAAGUCGAACGUGCUGGAGGUGUCGCAGCUGUGGCGCGAGCGCGUGACGGCCAUUGGGGCGGAGGAGUACCCGGAUGUGGAGCUGUCGCACAUGUAUGUGGACAACGCUGCCAUGCAGCUCAUCCGCAACCCGCGCCAGUUUGACACCAUCGUCACCGGCAACAUCUUUGGGGAUAUCCUCUCCGACGAGGCGUCCAUGCUCACUGGCUCCAUUGGCAUGCUGCCCUCCGCCAGCAUUGGCUCUGACGGCCCGGGCAUCUAUGAGCCAGUGCAUGGUUCGGCACCGGACAUUGCGGGGCAGGACAAGGCGAACCCGAUGGCUCAGGUGCUCUCAGCCGCCAUGAUGCUGCGAUACGGGCUCAACCUGCCACGUGGUGCUGACCUAUUGGAGGCUGCUGUCAUGAGUACCCUGGAGGCAGGAUACAGGACUGGUGACAUUGCUUCCCCCGGCAUGGAGGUGGUGGGUUGCACCUCGGCCAUACCCCUCGGCACAGUAUCAUCCAUACCUUUCACUACAGUCACCCAGGCUCCUCCGCUCGCUACAGCGUCGGCAAUGAGCGGCAGCGGCGUGGAGUGGGAGGUGCUGGUGCCGUCGCUGGUGGGGGUGACGCCCGCUAGCGCCCUCAUUGCCGCCACCGCCGCUGCAGGCGCGCUUGGGCUGGGCUUCGCGCUGUUCAUCGCCGGGCACUGCACAUGUGUGGUAACCCUACUUGUGGAGUGGGAGGUGCUGGUGCCGUCGCUGGUGGGGGUGACGCCUGCUAGCGCCCUCCUCGCCGCCACCGCCGCUGCAGGCGCGCUUGGGCUGGGCUUCGUGCUGUUCCUCGCUGUGGGGGUGCUGUUUCAGCCAAGGUGGAUCAUCACCUGGGUGCGGCAGAACCAGCCGCACAUUCUGUUCGAACACGUCACCAAAGAUCGCCUGGUUGCUCUGACGAUCGAUGAUGGGCCGAACGGAGACACGACCCACGAGCUGCUGGAUAUUCUCAAGGAACACGGGUGCACAGCCACGUUCUUCGUGAUUGGAUCCAACAUUGAUCGAUACCCCAGCAUUGUGGAUCGCAUGCACGCUGAAGGCCACGAGGUGGGCAACCACAUGACAGCAGACGAGCCCAGCUGGCGCCUGUCAGCCGGGGAGUUUGAGUCGUCGCUGCUGGAAGUGGACGCCAAGCUCCUCCACUACUUCCGACGAGACGCCGGAGGCAACCCUGUCAAGUGGUUCCGACCGGGCCAUGGGUGGUACACCAAGCGAAUGCGGCAGCAGGCACAGCGGCACGGGUACAACGUGGCUUUGGGCUCUGUGUUCCCCGUGGACCCGCUUUUCAAGGACAGCAGCCGCCCUCUCGCUGCCUACUGUUUAUGGAAGGUGUACCCAGGUGCUAUUAUUAUCCUGCAUGAUCGUCCCCAGCAGGGCACACAAACCGUUGAGAUUCUGCGGAUGAUGCUGCCAGAGCUGAGACGGCAGGGCUAUCAGGUGGUCUCCCUCUCGCACCUUCAUCACCCUCUUCUGCUUCCGAUCCCCCACCUGCCAACCAUGCAUCUCUCUCGUCUCCCUGCUCUGGCGCUCCGUCUGGAUGGCGCGGCACGGGUGCUGUGGACGAAGAGGGUUCUGGCGUCUGCGCAGCGCAAAACCAGCAGCCCGUUCACGUACAAGCAGCCGGAGCUGAAGAUCGACACCAUGGACUGGACCGUGAAGCACGCGCGGCUGGGCGGCGACCCGCUGAAUGGUUUCGACGUGUUCCUCACAGGCGUGCUGACGUUCAACGCGCUCAUCUACAACCCCAACGCUUAUGGGCUCAAGAUCAACGCUAUAUACGUGCACGCGGAGUACAACAACACGUUUCUCGGCAACUCCAAGCUCCCCCCCAUGAACGUGUACCCGUUAAAGUCAUCCCCGGUAAAAGCACCCUUCAACCUGGUGAAUAUCCCUAUGAAGAAAGGAUGGCGCAUAUACCAGAAGGGGGAUGUGCUUGCAACGAAGAUUGACAUCCAAGGGUUUGGGAGAUUCACCGGCUUUGGAAUCAAAAGUCCUGUGAUGCAGGUCAGAACCACUUGUUAUGUAAAAUACGUGCUUAAAGCAGCUCUUCUUUCCUGCGUUCUUCUCGCCGCCGCUGCAUCAUGCGCUUUCGCCGCCCCCCCGAAAUCCAAACCCCCCAGUCUCCCGCCCAUGCCCAAAAUCACCGGCAUUCCGUUUCCCGGCAUCCGAAGAUGUCUGCUCACGUCCAGCCUCAGCUCCAAGAAGGUGCUCAGUGCGAGCUUGGGAGGAGAUUCGCUCGCCACCGGCAGCUUUCGCUCUACAAUCUACCAGCAGGGCAACCGCACGAUGAACAUCAAGAUUCACUUCGAUGUUGAGGGUCUCACGCUCCCGCUGCCGCCCACCAACCAAACGCUCUAUGACGGCCGCCGCGGCAGCAACGGCACGCCGAUUUGGGAGCUGCCCAACGCGUGGACUGUUGGGGGCGCUCCCGACGAGUUGAAAAUGGACACGUGGAUCACGGACGCGACGCGCAAGCUCGUUCCAGGGACAACGAUGACGUUUUACAGCAUGUUUCAGAAGAUCGACGCGACGCCGCGGAAUUUCUACAUUGUGAUCCGGACGGAGGCUUUCCCCGACGGCGCGAUUCGCGGGCAGAUGGGACGGCCUUCGCUUGUGCGCUGGGCGUCCAAGCCAGUGUGCUAG